GCUAAAAGUCGCGUUCUAUCCUCUUCCGAUUUUAUUCAUCAUCCAUCUACUUGUCAUUCAAUGGAGAUGAGCAUGAAUUUAAACAACUAAAAUGCCACCUGAUGACCCUUGCGCUAAUCCUCUCCUUCUAGGAUGGGUGAGGGAAUGGGUUGAAACUGCUCGAAUGCAGAAUUCAAAAGGGCUUACAACAUACAAGAAGGCAUAUGCCGCCCUUCAAGCGUGUCCAGUAACAUUCCAACAUCCCUCUCAGUUGGCGCAGUUAAAGGGGUUCGGUACGAAACUAUGCCAACGUUUGACCGAAAAAUUACAGAAGCACUGCCACGACAAUGGGUUACCUAUGCCUAAGCGCCCGAGGCAAUCCAUCAUUCCUGGCUUGGCCAACCAAGAUGAUGACGAAGAGGACGGUGCGGAACGGCCACCUAAGAGACGGAGGACGAAGCCUUACGUGCCCACUCUUAGAUCCGGCCCCUAUGCUAUAAUUAUGGGGUUGGCAACGCUCGAAGAAGGCAAUCGUACCGGCAUGACAAAGCCGCGAUUAAUCGAGGUCGCUCAGCCCUUUUGCGAUGCAUCUUUUACUGCCCCCCCUGACGUUACUAGCUACUAUACGGCCUGGAACUCUAUGAAAACCCUUGUCGAAAAGGACCUGGUGUAUGAACGCGGUAGGCCUACUAGAAGGUAUCAUUUAACUGAGGAGGGAUGGGAGGUGGCUCGACGGAUGCAACAGACUAUGAAUCCCAAUCAGCCCGGGCCGGCAGCGCGUGGGGCAGAGCAAAAUCUGGAUGAAAUUGAACUCGACCCUGCUCCUGCUCUCGCUCCCCUCCCUCUUCCCCGUCUUACCGACAGGUCGCCGUCUCUAAAGAUACAGGAUCCACCGAACAAAGAAUCAAACUAUUCCGACAUCGUUGCUGAUGGCGAUACAUCAUCAGGGAGCCCGGAGCUACCGAAUUUUAGGCCAAUACGACUUGCCCCCGGAUCUUUUGAAGUGCAAUUAGUAUUAGACGUGCGUGAGGUCCGAUUAAAGACCGAUAGAGACUACAUGCAAAAUGAACUUGCAAAGAAAGGCGUCAACCCAAUCAUGCGUGCUCUCGAGCUAGGUGAUGCCCUUUGGGUAGCCAAAUGCCACGACGCAAAUUUCCUUUCCCGACUCGGAGCCGAGGGAGACGAAGUCGUACUCGAUUACAUCGUAGAGCGAAAGCGACUCGAUGAUUUGAUCGGCAGUAUUAAAGAUGGCCGUUUCCACGAACAGAAAUUCCGUCUGAAACGAUCCGGCAUUAAGAACGUCGUUUACAUCGUCGAAGAGAUCUCCAUGGAUCCGGAUGUCCUGGAUAAACGUGCAGAAAUGGUGCAGUCCGCUAUCGCAUCGACGCAAGUCGUUAACGGCUUUCUUGUGAAAAAGACGCAGAGGAUGGACGACACCAUCCGGUAUCUUACUCGCAUGACCAUGCUGCUGAAGAAGCAAUACGAAAGCAAACCACUACUCGUCAUCCCCACCGAGGUCCUCACCGCGCAGAACUACCUCUCCUUACGUCAGCAUCUCCGGGAGAAGGAGCCUACCACAGGGCACUACAUCACCUAUCCAGCCUUUGCUUCGCUAGCGUCAAAGUCGGAUAUGAUGACGCUGCGGGACGUGUUUCUGAAAAUGUUGAUGUGUACCAAGCAGGUUACGGGGGAGAAAGCUCUUGAGAUCCAAAAGAGAUGGAAGACGCCUUACGAGUUCUUCAGGGCUUUCGAGGAGUGCGGCAGCGGGGAGGAAGGCAAAAAGCGGAAACGCGAGAUGGUCUUCGAACAAAUGGGGGGUUUGCCAAAAAAUUGCCGAGGUCUGGGCCGACGUGUAAGCCCCGUCCGUCACAACUGACUGACUGACUGUUCUUUUUUUUUUUUUUUUUUUUUUGGCCGCAGUAUGAACACAUUUGGUUUUGCAUCUACGCCGAAGCAAGUCUCUGAAAUCAAGUCAUGGGUGAAAAAAAGCCAAGAACCACAAGCUCCUAUGAUGCUACAGGCGUGCAUUACCGCUGUAUUAGGUUAGCAAAGUGCCAGGUGUUUAUUAUACCGAUCACUGGUUCUCGUAUUCUCGAGGUUAUUAUACUCAAUGAAUAAACAUUUGUCCAGACCUUGCAAAAACUGACCAGACUUUUUUUUUACAAUCUAAAUUCGUAGACUUCCAGUUCUCCCUACAUUAUUAUUCCAGCCUCCCCCUCCCCCCCCUACGCACAAGCACACAUAAUAAUAAUCAUCAUAACCCUACGAAUGCCCCCCCAUAGCCUGCGCCACCAAAUUCUGCACCAUCUCCUCGAGCAUCGGCCUCGCCAGCGCCUCCG
This is a messenger RNA of Daldinia caldariorum, 2318 nucleotides long. RefSeq lists its product as uncharacterized. NCBI's taxonomy places the organism in Eukaryota, Fungi, Ascomycota, Sordariomycetes, Xylariales, Hypoxylaceae. Bases 92 to 1855 code for a protein of 587 amino acids. Gene Ontology annotation, molecular function: DNA binding; 3'-flap endonuclease activity; crossover junction DNA endonuclease activity. The transcript is spliced from 3 exons. The record is from RefSeq and is a predicted model, not a curated record. Gene Ontology annotation, biological process: resolution of meiotic recombination intermediates; double-strand break repair via break-induced replication; DNA catabolic process. Gene Ontology annotation, cellular component: nucleus; Holliday junction resolvase complex.